Molecule: messenger RNA, 1539 nt
Organism: Frankliniella occidentalis (western flower thrips)
Lineage: Eukaryota; Metazoa; Arthropoda; Insecta; Thysanoptera; Thripidae
Exons: 4
Coding region: 735-1502 (255 amino acids)
Source: RefSeq, a predicted model, not a curated record
CGUGCCGCCGCCAGUACCGCCGGGAGGCCAGUGACUGCUGGCCUGUUCAACGGGUCGGACCAGACCGGGACUGAGCUCGAGUAGUGCGUGAGCGCUCGCGGGAGUGGGUGACACGGGAGUGAGUGACACGAGCGUCGCCGUCACCGAGUCCGUCGUCGUGUACGUCGCGUUUUGCGUUUUUCGCGAAAAAAAAAAGUGCGGUUCCGCGUCGUGUCGGUUCCCGCGUGCCUUUGCGUGUGUUUCCGUGCGCGUGUUUGUGCGUGUGUGUGUGUGGUUGUGCGUGCGCGCCUGCGUGCGUACGCGCGCCGCUUGUGUUGUGUGUGUUGUGUUGAGCCGGCCCGGCCCGCUGUGCCGCACGGUGAGCCGCACGGUCCCGUUGAGGGAACUCCCAGCUGCGCUCGCCUGCGCGCCUGCGCCAAAGCUACACUCGCCGCUGCGGGAAGAGAGAAGAAACAAAAGUAAAGGGCCAGUUCGAAAUAAAGUGGGACGCCGAGGAAGUGCGUGAAAGUGAAUCAUCACGGCGAUUGCCCCGCAAUAAGGAAUACGGAAUAUCUCUCCCACCAGGAUGUCCCUGUUGCUGGCUGUCCCCGGGAUGCGCGCGCCGUCCGCGCGGCCCUAGAGCGGCGAUGACCGCCAGAUAGAAGUAGACACGAGCAGCACACCAGCAGCAGCAGCAGCAGCAGCACCAGUGCCAGCAGCGGCACCCGGCACCAGCCCAGGCCCCAGGAGACAGGAUGGACUCGGGCACGGAGCUGUUCCUCCGCCAGGAGAUGGGCACCAACAACAACCCCGCGCUGCCGCCCGCCGGCCCGGCGCACAAGAAGAAGUGGAGCGCGCCCACCAUCACGCUGGCCAGCCCCGGCGCCGCCCUGGGCUCCGUGGACGAGUACAGCACCGAGGUCAACUACGACCGGCGCGAGUCGUCCGACUCUCGCAGCGGCGGCAGCCGGCGCGGCUCCACGGCCAGCGGCCUGGGCAUCGGCAUGGGGCUCUUGUUCGCCUCGCGGCGGCCGUCGCGGGACUCGUCCUCGCGCCGCGGCUCCGAGUCGGCCGCCUCGAUCGCGUCCGUGUCGUCGUCCGGGAGGCGCGACUCGACGCCCGGCCCCGGCGGCGUGCUGCCCGGGCUCGACGCCCUGCCCCAGGGGCUGGACGACAAGGGCGCCAAGGGCCGCCGGCGCUCGUGGCACGUCGCCAAGCUCGAGCGCAAGCGCCGCAAGGGCGUCAUCAGCCCCACGGCGCUCUCCGACAGCGAGGCGCCCAAGCCGCGCGAGAAGAGGCCCUCCUGGUGGAACAUCUUCGCGUCCGACAAGACUCGCUCUGCACGACGAGCGUCUAUAGCGCCCGAGGUGACGCAGCCUCCAACCUAUGUUGUCCCGUACCAAAGGAGCAAGAGUCGCAGCGUUGACCAUGGCUUCUCGCCGCCCUUCGACCUGGACUCUCUCCGCCACACCGUGGAGGGACGCAUACAGAGCGCAGAGAAGCUGUCCCGCGCCGGUAAGUGAGAGACUGAGUGUGUUUAUGUUUGUGUAAACAGUCGCG